Molecule: messenger RNA, 1494 nt
Organism: Mya arenaria
Lineage: Eukaryota; Metazoa; Mollusca; Bivalvia; Myida; Myidae
Product: malate dehydrogenase, cytoplasmic-like
Exons: 8
Coding region: 115-1125 (336 amino acids)
Biological process (GO): tricarboxylic acid cycle; oxaloacetate metabolic process; malate metabolic process
Cellular component (GO): mitochondrion; cytosol
Molecular function (GO): L-malate dehydrogenase (NAD+) activity
Source: RefSeq, a predicted model, not a curated record
GAGAAUUCCGUAAGUUUCCGUAAAUUGCCGAUGCUAAUGUCAAGGUAAUCAAGGUCACUCAGCCGGUAGGACGGAAAUCAAGGCGACGUUCAAAAAUCUUAUUCCAGAAAUAAAAUGUCUCAGAAGGCGCCAAUCCGUGUCCUGGUGACAGGAGCUGCUGGCCAGAUUGCCUACUCCCUUGUCAACUUCAUUGCGAAGGGAGAUGUGUUCGGAACUGACCAGCCCUUGGACCUGAUUCUGCUUGACAUUAAGCUGAUGAUGGAGGUCCUUGGUGGGGUCGUCAUGGAGCUAAAGGACUGUGCUCUGCCACUCCUCAGAGAAAUUGUAGCCACAGAUGAUUAUGAGGUAGCUUUCAAGGACAUUGAUGUGGCUUUCUUGGUUGGAGCUAUGCCUCGUAAACAGGGCAUGGAACGCAAAGACCUUUUGACCGCCAAUGUGACCAUCUUCAAAGGUCAAGGACAAGCCCUAGACAAAUAUGCCAAGAAAAAUGUCAAGGUGAUAGUUGUUGGUAACCCAGCCAACACUAACGCACUUAUCUGCAGCAAGUAUGCUCCUAGCAUUCCCAAGGAGAACUUCACGGCUAUGACACGUCUCGACCAGAACAGGGCAAUGGCCCAGAUUGCGGAGAGAUUGGACUGCAAUGUGAAUGAUGUGAACAAGGUGAUCAUCUGGGGAAACCACUCGGCCACCCAGUACCCUGAUGUUCGCUUUGCCACUGCAGUGAAGAAUGGAGCCACUGUCAACGCUGAAGAGGCAAUCAAGGAUGAUAACUUCCUCAAGAAUGAUUUCAUUUCGAUGAUUCAGAAGCGUGGAGCAGCUGUGAUUGCUGCCCGUAAACUGUCUAGCGCAAUGUCGGCUGCAAAGGCGUCAUGUGACCACAUCAAAGAUUGGUGGUUCGGCACAGGGGACAGAUGGGUGUCAAUGGCUGUUCCGUCUGAUGGCUCGUACGGCAUUAAGGAAGGACUUGUGUACAGCUUCCCUGUAAUAUGCACAGGUGGAGAUGAGCGCAAGUACAAGAUUGUGCAGGGGUUGAAGAUUGAUGAUUUCUCGCGGUCCAAGAUGGACCUGUCCGCCAAAGAGCUGGAAGAGGAGCGAGAAAUGGCCCUAAGUGUCUGCAAAGACUGACAUUCUCACAAGCUGUGAAACACCCCUCCUGGGAGCCAUCUCAGUUGCUGGGGACAGUUUGUAGUCUGCAGGUAACCAGACUGCUUGAAGAACUGUUAAUUUGAAAAAUAUAAUUGUAGUAAUGUAUAAUGUUUUAUUUCAUUGGUAGAUAUUAAGUAAAUUGUUGUGGAUUUUUUACCUAUGUUAAAGAAAACAAGAGUCAUAACACAUACUGUUAAUGUUGCCUUAAAAUAUUUUAUCCAGUCACUAAAGAAAUCAAUGUGCCAUAAAGCUAGGCCCUAAAUUGUGUUAAAUGCUUGAUGUGUAUACGCAUUUUUUGUUCUCAAAUUAACAGAAAUUAUAGUCAAGUAAUAAAUUGUUGUAAAAGAA